Erythranthe guttata (spotted monkey flower) is the source of this 1987-nucleotide messenger RNA. Its product is annotated as F-box/LRR-repeat protein At5g63520. Lineage: Eukaryota; Viridiplantae; Streptophyta; Magnoliopsida; Lamiales; Phrymaceae. Gene Ontology annotation, molecular function: protein binding. The record is from RefSeq and is a predicted model, not a curated record. Gene Ontology annotation, biological process: protein polyubiquitination; positive regulation of proteasomal ubiquitin-dependent protein catabolic process.
CAUCAUUAAAAACAGGCACUAGCGGUUAGUUUGUUCGAGGACUUUUAAUAUUGUGAAGCCGGGGAAACAGAAUUCAAAAUUUCAGAACACGAAUCUCUUAUUUACUCCUCAAUAAUCUUCUUCUUCCUCCUUCUCUAAUUCCAUUCCUCUCUGUAUAUCCUUAUCAUUUGGGGGUUAGGGUUAGGGUUUCUAGAAUUCGUCGUUUUCUGUGAGUCGUUUGGAAGUCCCAGGUUAAUCCGAUAAUUGUGGAGGCCUCGGAAGAAAUGGAGAGAGCCGCUGUAGAAAACCUAGAUUUCUUCCGGCGUAUUAUAUAUGUGAUCGACGAUUUAGGAGAAGCUGUUAUACGAAACAUUCUCAGUCGGCUGCCGGCCAAAUCAUUCGCAUCGGCGGCGUGUGUUAGCCGUUCAUGGAACACUAUCUGCAAUAGCAUACUUUCCUCCCCUAAACUCGCAUCUGCCGUCUCUUUUAACCCUUCACUUGAGAAAGCUUUGAACGAGGUUGUGGAAAAGGUUCUGAUGGAACCAAUUCGCCCUCAUUUCGUAUUGGCCUCUAUUGGUCCCUGCUUUAUCUUGCAAGCAGCUCUACAACGGAUUGAAGGGAUAUUUGGUUCCAAGAUUCCUAUUAUUAUCAAUGUGGCUGAGGGAGUCAUUGGCAGGGAUGUGCGUACAGAUAAGUUUGUAGAGGUACAAUGGGCACUUUUGGCAGCAAAGAAGAAAUAUUCUUGGUCUACUGACACUCAGCCAACAGCGACCUGCGGCAUGAUAUUGACAGUUGGAUUUUUGCCAGGACUGAAGGUUCAUUUAGUUCCUUUAUUCCGAAGUCAGGGACCUCAAAGACUUCUCGUUGACAAAUUUGUUAUGGAUAUUAGAGAAGUUGCAUCAGCUUUUUCCCAUUCUUCAUCUCCUGCCGGAAUCAUGUUGUUUGCUGACCGGAAAACAAACAUCUUACCCGUUCUUCAAAAAACUGAAUAUGCAUUUUCCAAGGAUACUUUCAUUGUGGGUGAUGGAGGUAGUGAAUUAUUAUUUCGAAUCAGUGAAACUACUACCAUGCCACCAAAUUCCACGUUUGCUGCUGUUGCCCUAUUGUUCACAAGGGAUAUAAACAAGCCUUUAGGUAUCAGGGAAAUUCAAUUUCAUGUCAUGUUAUCAACUGGCGUAACAGCAGUUGGUCCUGUAUACAAGGUACUCUCUGUUGAAGAGCACGGAACUUCAACUUGCUUCACUGCAACGAGAGAAACAAUUCCUGAGCCUUUUGAGGGUGAAGCUAUUUUACAUGAUAUUCUUGAUGAGGUUGGAGAAGAUAUUAUGUUUGCUGCUAAAGCUACCUAUAUUGGAGUAACAAAAAGUAGAAGUUGCUCGGUUGGGACGGAAAGAGCAAAACUGAUGCAAUUUCAUGAAUUCCAUAAAUUUGAACCUGUGGGCGACGAAGCAUUGCCACCUGUCAGGUCUGUUGGUAUUAAUAGUGGAGAUCCCUUUCGUUUCUACAUCUCAGACAAAGACCCCGCUUUGUCAACUACCUACAACAUUUAUUAUAUGCUUAUGGAUCUAAAGGAAGAUUUUAAUAACAGAAUAAAAAAACAUGAAAAGGCAGAAGUUUUUGGUGGAAUUGUUUUUUGCUGCCGUGGUCGUGGUGGUAACUAUCUCGGAAGUCCUGAUUAUGCUUGCUUCCCUUUUGUGGACAACUUUCCCGGUGUUACUUUUGCGGGAACACAUACUUCUGCAGAAAUAGCUCGUGGGUGUUUCGGCUAUUUGUAUGGCGAAUCUGAUCAAGAAAACAACGCUGAUAUUCACUGCAAUCUUCAUCCUUACGGUGCUCUUUACCUAGUUAUGUCUUACCAUUGUCCAAUACCAGAGAGGUAGGCCUUUAUCAUUUUGUUUUCUCUGUUGCAUUUGCAAUUGAUAUUUCAACAUUAGUGAAGAUGCAGUCUGUAAAUUUUUGUAUAUUACUUGACAUUUCCUAUACUAUAUACAUGUCUGUUUUUUUUUUU